This is a messenger RNA of Solenopsis invicta (red fire ant), 13341 nucleotides long. RefSeq lists its product as uncharacterized. Gene Ontology annotation, cellular component: cytoplasm. The record is from RefSeq and is a predicted model, not a curated record. Lineage: Eukaryota; Metazoa; Arthropoda; Insecta; Hymenoptera; Formicidae.
UCUGCUUGGGAUAUUACUGAAACAUUGCAGCGAUUUUUGCAAUGUUUUUGCAAUGCUCUGCUGUAUGGGAUGUAAUCGCUACCUGCAGUGAGGACUGCCGUUCGCAAAAAUCGUGGCGCUUCUCUUUUUCUCGCCGUUCCUUCGUCUUCUCUUCGCGACGCGGAAACCACGCGAGAAGUCAUCUUUUAUUCCCAUUCUAUGUUUCGCAUUUCGCGUUUCGCUGUACGCGAUUUGAUUUUCAAAUAAAUCCCGAAUGGUGCGACACAACAUAAAUGUGUAAAUAUUGUUACCUUCGCCAUAAUCCCCGGGACGUGACGCUUUCCGCGACGUACGACGCGAUUCUAUGCACGCGCGAGUAGCUGCUGCAACAAACAGCAAUCGGAGCGGACGGAGAGCUUGCGCCUUUAAGAGGAGAACGGUACGCAACGAACCAGCAUGGAGCCACAGGAGGAUUUCUUCGGUAGCAAUUUUUCGGAAACGGACGUGCGACAUAAUCGGGACUCAUUUAAGGGUGACGGAAAAGAAGCGAGAGCAGGUAACGUACAGAUUGUGUCGGUCGACAAAGUUACUGUUGAAAAAAUCGUUCUCGAAUCUUUAAACGGAUCGCGAGAAGUAUUGUUAACGAAAAACGAAACUUCGAGGAAACUGUCUCUGAAUUCGGAAACGAAGCCGAAUGUUGUUAAAUAUGUGAAAGACGAGCGGCAGAAAUCAGCGAGUAACGAUAGAUUUCGUGUCACGGAAAAUGCGUUUAUGAAACCAAAAGAUUCUAAGACCAGCAGCCAAUCGAAACUUCCUAUUCUGAAGAGCCGAAAGAGUAACGGUGUUAUUAUUUCAAGCGAAGAAAGCAGAAUCAAGCCGAUUAAGUUCCCUACAAGCUCGUCGGUCGGUAGCACCGUGAUCGAAGGUUCGAAUUCGACGAACGAGAAUUUCAAAAAGAAGAACACAGUGCCGCCAAAAAUCUCGGAGAAAUCUAUAACUAAAAAUGAGCAUAAUUCAUCUUUGAUAGAGACCUCGGUCUCCCUCGCGAAAGCAGAAUCUUCAGAAGAUUUAUUAUUGAAAGAGGAAAAAGUUGUUGACGAGAUAGUGGCUGAGGUUAAGCAAGAGCAAACUGAACAAGAACUUCUCGAGACGGAAGACGCUACGGUCGAUGAAAAAGGUGACAGUAUAAGCUGCGUCGAAAUCGUUAGACACAAUGAGACUUCUGAGGCAGCAAACGUGAACUGUAAGCGUGAGUCAGACGAGAUUAAGAAGGAGGACGACGUUGAGAGGCGUGAAAGAGACGCGAGAGUUGACAGAGACGUGCGCGAUCGUCUGGAGAAGAGUCAAGCGACUAUCGACGAUCUUCAGAAGAACCUGAGCACCAAGAUUCACGCUAGCACCGCGCGAAGUUACAAGGAGAAACUGUUGGGUCUUCAGGGGAAUUAUGCUCUGAAGCCACCGAUUAUCUCGGAGUCGAGCUGCAGCGAGAGAUUAAGUUCCGGAUUCGACAAGGAUUUUCUCGAGAGGCACAACCUGGAUAAGCGGUUGAAGAUCGAGGAGAAGAGGCUGUUGGAAACCGAUCUCGAUUACACGUCCGACAACGACAGAGCCAGCGAGACCGACGAGCGGCCAUCGAAUAAGAUCGACGUCAAACGGAAGUACAGCGAGAAGGUGACGGAGGUGGAGAAAAGAUGGUCCGGGGAAUUCCUGGAUAACCGCUUGCAACGGAACUCCUCAGAAUCUUCCAAGUCGUCUUACGUAGAGGAGUUCGGCAGCGUGUCCUCGCGCGAGAGUAUCGUCGAGGGUCGCGACGCCCUGGUAUUCUUCGAUCGGAAACAUCCGGAGGCGAAGUUCACGUCGAUCGAUGAGCCGAAAAGACGAACUUCGGAGGAGAUCCUUGAGAAUAGUACCGUGAGCACCGUCGACUCCGAUUCGUGUCUGGAGGAUAGAAUUAAAGCAGUCGACGAAGACAUCGCCCACGCGGCGCGCGGAGAGGACGAGAUACAGACGGAUGACAACGAUGAUAUCGAGGGAUCUGAUCGAGCUUACGACGACGAGGAAGAUAAAGAUUGCAUUCGAUGGAAUGAAGGAGUAGACAGGGCUGAUGCAAUUAUCACGACAACGGCGAUAGUUCACGAGGAUCGAAGCUCGAGAGAAGAAAAUAUUAAAAGUGAUGCUACUAGCGUUACCAACGAUACGAAUUCGAACGAAGUGAAGAGUGACGAUAAACAGAACGUUGGAGAAACACGAAACGAGACAAUUGCCGAUGGAAAGAAUCUUUUAACUGAAAAUAAAAACGAUCAAACUUUCAAUUCUUUUACGGUGAUUAAUUCGAAGGAAUCCAUUGAGCCGACGACCUUCGUCGUCCUGAGUCAUCGCGGCAAAGACGGUUACGCAAAUCUCGUAAAGGAAUUCGCAAUGGAGGCGGGAUCGUCUAAGGUGAAGAAGGAAGAGAAGCAGAAGAAGAAGCUCGGGUUUCGGCGUCUCUUACCGGCUAUCUUCUCCCCGAAGGAUUCUCGAAAGGAUUACAAAAAGAAGGAGCAGAAGGAGCGAAGGCGAUACGAGGAGCGACAUUUCGCUCGUUAUCAGCAAAAUGGAAAUUACACGAGAUCGCCGGACACGAUGAACCUGAACGAGGACAUCAAGAGAAAUGUCAAACUGGAUAACAGCCUGAACGGUUCCAUCAUCGAAGAGAGAUUGGACGAAAUCAAGCGCGAAUUGUUUCCCGAACAAGGACCGAUCACUAGUACGCCCGAUCACUUCCUGCAGACGGACGACACGCGACUUCUUCGCGAGAGGACCAGAGGUCAAAGGUCGUAUACCGCUAAUUCCAGCCUCAGCUCGAUCGCGCCGGAAGAGAGGUGGUUAGAACGAAGCGGACAGUUCGGUAUCUCGCCCGACAUCAGGAAGUACGAGCAGAGGCAGAGACGCGAGGAGCACGACAGCCGGCGAUACGGCCAUCUGGAGCGCAAGCACAGUCUGCAAGAGCCGAAUCACGGCGGCGGGCGUACUUACCUUUUCCAGAGGAAUCACGCUGCUUCCGGGCGAAUCUCGGCGCCGCCCGGGGAACGGUAUUACAUACGGUCGCGGGCUAUUCAUCCUGUUGACAGGCCGCUGCCCGAUAUCCCGCAGUCGCGACUCGAGCUCUCCAACUACGAAAAUUACCAGGACGACAUUGAUCAGUUAUGUGACAACCUCACUGGUCUGGACGUUGCCGACAACGUAGAUUACCGAAGUCGAUCCGGGCUUUAUCAGAACGACAGGAGCCUCGAGACGACUCUAAUCCACAGUCCGCCGCAGUCGGUCCCAGCGCAAGUUAAAAUUACUCGACAGCCAAUCGUGAAUCAAAAUCAAAGAGCACCAUUGAUUGGAAGAAGCCCGGCGAAGUAUCCGUCAUCCGGUUCUAGCCAGAAGUCCGGUGACUACGCCGACUCGAGUUGCACACCCAAUUCGAGUCAAAAGAGCGAAUUCUCGCCCACUAGCUCGAAGAGCGGCGAGUACUACUUGAACUCGCCUCGUAGCAGCGCUCGAGCUUCGCCCGCUGACCGACCGGUCUUCGAAGAUGCGUGCGAAAUGAUUUACGAGAACGAAGGUCAGACUUCCCAGCCAUCGGGUAACUACGUCGACGAACACGUUUAUGACGAGACUCCACCGUCACCGUGUCGCGAGGAUCGUUUCCCGUGCACGGAAACAUCGGAUCGUAUAGCGGAGAAUUCGCCGGAGAAAAAAGAUAACUUGAUCUUCGAACAAAAAUGUUCAUCGAAUCAACAAUCGCCCUCAAAGAAUCGUUCCUUCCAGUAUUGCGAGAAUAACGAAUGUUUACGAACCGAAUCAAAGCGAGAAAUGGAAAAAUCGCGCGAAGAUUGCUUAAAGAGUUGCGAGAAUGCUGAAGCAAAUUUGAAAAGUGACUCGUUAGCGUGCAAUCAAGCCGAGAGAUCGUCCAUUCAGACCACAUCGCCGUCGAAAGCUGGCACGACAGUAGCGACGUCCCCCUUGGCGGGUUCACGGACCAGGAGGUCACAGCCCGACGAUCAAAUCUUGAUUGCCUCACCCAAGCGAGAAGCCAUCUGCCAGUCCCGUGUUCCUCGGCCAUCGAACGAGGCCAGGUUCUGCAACACGGAAUCGCCCGUUCCCAUAGCGGAUUCGCGCGACAACAUCUCUGGCAUUGUUCCAAUCGAAGUGCGAAAUCAGUACGGCGGCCAGAAUUCUUCCGCCACGGGAAUGAGGAGGUCUAUUGUACAAAGAAGUGUAUUAUCUUUCUCGAAGGGUAUCUCGCGUCCCGAGCCAAUUUACGGACAUCGCGGACAGCCGAGUCCAUCUGCUCGCGUUAACGCGGUAGCUUCGGAAACGAGAGAUGGUGGGCGCGAGAACGAUCAGUUGUCGCCACCCGAUCCGUACGGUUUGAUUAAACCGUGUAGUAAUGUCGACGAGAGGAUGGUUCGAGUUCAAGGUCGGAAUUCAACAUCGCGAAGUCCACAGUCAUGCGUGUUGGAGACCAAACAAAUGCUUAACGAAUCGGGAAGACGAGUAGCACGAUCCCCGAUACGCGAGCCAUCGAACGCGACUCAAGAGAUUUGUCCGCAACGGCGACACGACGCCACACAGCAACAGCGAACAUCUCCGUUCACGACUACAGCGUCGUCAUUGGAAGGUCAGCGGCAGACGUCGCCGACUGCGAAUCAGGACAAGAUGUACAUAAGCGCAAAUUCGCUACAGCGCGAGCCGAUUUACGAGCAGCGCCAACGACAGUAUCAACCGCAACAGCAGCAGCCGCGACAAGGCCAGGAGCUGUACGUUCAACGAAUUGCCGACGCAACCUGCGGCCAGCAAAGUCAUCCGACUUGCGGGCUAUUAUCGCCUUCAAAGCAAAAGACUAGGCAGCACUUGGAAGCAUUUUAUUGGCAGCAAAAGGCGCUGGAGGCGCAUCGGAAGUCGACGAACUCCGCUCAAACGAGGCAGGCCGCGCCGAAGAUCGAUCUGCCAGAAAUGAGAGAGGCAGUAUAUUGGCAGCAAUUGAAGAAACUGGAUGAGGAGCAACAGCGACGGAUCUACGAGCAAAAUUCGAUGCAAGAUGGAGUGUACGAAACGUACCACAAGACGAGUACUGGUAGCCCUAUGAUGCCGGCUGCGUUGCCGAAUCAAGCAUUCGGUUCUAACGCGACGGCGCUCGGCCCCGUUAUUCACGGGGAUGGAUCUUCCUGGAGUAACGUGCAGCAACGUCUCAAGAUGAGUCCGACCGGAAAACCGCCAUUGAUGCAAGCUCAAAAGGGUCAAAAUCAGCCGGUGCUGAUAGUCAGGCCGCAGCAGGCGCUGCGAGAUCGUCAGGAGAUGUCAAUGAAGUCUAUGAAUCCACGUGAUCCUGCGGGACACGACGCGCAGAGAUCGAAAAGCGCUUCUCCGCACUUCCAUAGAGGCGACAUCGAGCGUACCAGUCUUCACGUAACGUGCAGAAAACCAGUCGCGGAGGGAAGGGCCGGCACGGCAUCCCCGGCGAGAAAAUCGGAAGUCGGUGGAAUUUACGAGGAAGACGGUAACGACAGCGAUGUCAGAUGUCGGCCGCAUCCUAUAUUCAAGCGAGGAAGCCUGAUAGGGGGAGAGUCGGUGGAGUACGGAAGCACUGGUCCCAAGAGAGUCAGUUUCUCUAAUCAACCGAACGCCGGGCCGGAUUUAGCGGCUGGCAAUUGGCCGACUAAGCGUGGGACGGCGCCCGAGCCGCCGACCAGGCGACACAAAAGUGAAGACAGCACCUCGGAUACCGAUUCGGUGUUUCUGCAACAAGACGGAGCCCAAGAUGCUUCGUACGUCACCCGCAACGCGGGCCCGUCCUCGAGGUGUCGCUCGGACGGUAGUUGCUCGGAGCAGGAAUACGAUGCUAAUAAACCUCUGCCCCCUCCGCCCUUGAUAAUCUUCCGUCGCGGAAACAGUGCCAGGAAUUACGCUUGCAGCGAUGCCCGAUGGAGCAACGAGGAGCAACGCGGCAGUCGGCGAAAGCAGAGUGAGGAAGAGUGGAAUCCAGAUGGCAAGGGUCGGCAGUCCAAUGAUACCGGCGGAUCUGUCAGGGGGGAGGUUGAACCCGGCUCGAACGAGCUCACACCUGGCAGACGGUCUGGCGGUGGCGGCGGCAUCGGUGGUGGAGGCGGCGGUGGCGUCUUGGGGGUCGGCGCCGGCGGCGGCGGCGGGGGCGGCUCGGGGGGCCGCAGCUCCUCCGGUAGCCGCUCGAGGGACGAGCCGAGGAGGCACACCCUUGGCGGCGAUCAUCAACCCUCCCUACAUCAUCAGCAGUUCAACGCGGCGCAGCAGCUGCAUCCCCUACAUCCGCAUCAUUUGCCGCCACCACACGGCCAGUACGGCACCCCGCCCUCGCGACACACCACCAUGGAUCUCGAGAUGGGGACCAAGUCUCGCCAGAGAAAGUCGCCUCUGCCGCGUGGCUACCCUCCCCCGUCUUCAACGAUGCUAUUCGAUGAUGACCCGGGCAUCAUGUCCGAGGUGGAGACCUCCAGCACGGGAUUUCGACGAGGGGGCAAGCAAAGGAGCAGCCUGCCCGUCGUACGAACGCCCAGCAAGACUUUGGAGCGACCACUAGGACUGGUGUUCCUGCAGUACAGGAACGAAACGAAGAGAGCAUUGCUACCGAACGAGAUUACAAGUAUAGACACUGUUAAGGCCCUCUUCGUCAGAAGCUUUCCAAAACAACUCACUAUGGAAUACCUGGACAGUCCUCACGUAAAAGUUUAUAUACACGACAGCAACAAGGACAUGUUCUACGAACUUGAAGAUCUAAGAUCGCACCUGCGAGAUAUAAGGGAUCGCAGUGUCCUGAGACUUUUCGAGAGUGCCGACGGAGUGACGGGGAUGCCGGGGCCCCUGGGGGUGCCAGGAGGCGGAGGCGGUCUGCCUCCCCAUUGGGAAGACCAGAGCUAUUUCAGCGAACCAGAAUUCGACAGCGAAUAUCAGCAUCAGCACAUUCACAAGAGCAAGUCGGCCAAGAACUCGACAUCGGGCAGUUACUACGUGGGCGGAAGCAGCACCCUGCCGCGCGGUGGGUCCCUUCUGAGGGCGUACAGCCCGGCGGCGUCGAGCGUCGUCGGGGGUCCAAGCUCGACCCCGACGCAGCCCAAGACUCUCACCACACCAGAUGGUUGGAUAGGUGUUGGCGGGGUGCCGCCGGCCAAGCCGCUUCGCAGCUACCAGUGUGGUAAGAGUCCCCUUGGAAGCCUCGGGGGCUCGGCGCGCUUCUCUAGAGACAGCUCGGUCUCCCUCUAUAGUAUACCAGAUCGGCUACACGGGGAGAGUGGAUACAUGAGCAGCCCCGAGCGCGGUGGCGGCGUCGGUUCCGGAAGCGGAAGAUAUCCACCCGGGCCUUACAGCGCCGGCAGCAGCUACGAAGAUCCGUAUUACUCGCAAUACUCGGGGACCGUCACGCCCGUCAUCGACGAAGAAGCCAGCGAUACGGAGCUGUUGGAGGAAUCGUACAGUCUUUACGGCGUGAAACCACCGGGGCGUCCACCGUCUGGUCCCCCGCGGUCCCCGUUUCCUCCGGGGGCGCCAGCCUCCCUGCCACCCGGUGGACCGGGCUACGACGCUACUCGGAUAAGGGUGGAGCACAUGGAGAGACAACUGGCCAAUCUGACCGGGCUCGUGCAAAAAGCCCUGACACACGCGCCGCACACCAGUCCUUCGCCGCGAGAGUACUUGCAGGUCCCGCCGGGACGUGAUCCUUACGCGAGAGCAGCAGGCGCCGGGGACGAGUUCGACAAACAUUCUAGCUCCAGCUCUGCCUCACUGCCAGUGUCUCAACCUGCCGUUACAGAUGACUCGUACUUAAGGACUGACGUUAAACCGCCAAAAUUAGGCAAAGACAAGUCGGUGUCGUUUGAAAAGUCAGUGUCCUUCAGUGACGAGCCACCAGACAUGAACUCCCCCAAACAACAUUCCCCGCAACAUGCAGCGGACACAAAACCCACGAAACCGGCGAUCAAAUCCUCCACGUUGCCGAGGAUGUCGUCUCAAGAGAGAGACAGGCACAAGCCGACACCGCCGCCAAAACCGGUUGCGUUGGUGGCCGGUGGUCAGUACGUGUACAGGGAUCUGGCGCUUACGCCAGAGAUGUACAACCAACUGAGGGGUCUCCAGAAAAAGGCGAAGGACCUCAGGCAGGAAGUGAGAAACUUGAGGCGCAUGUCGCAGGCCCAAGCCCACUCAGUGCGCGAGACUAUCAAGGACACGUUUAUCACGAUCAGGGCAAUGCUAUUAUCAGGAGGGGACGCGGCUUGGACGGCCGGGGACACGGAGAAGAUCCGACUGAGCCGCGAGGAGGAUCUCUACAAGCAAGAGAUGAUAAGGCUGGAAAAAGAUCUCACCGAGCUAGAGAGCACCGUGGAGGAGCUUCGCGGUAACGUGAUCAAUAGAAAGACGCGUGUCAAUAUGUCGGAUGUGGAGAACAUGGCUUUGAUAUUGAGUAAAUCCAGCAAAACCGUGGCCGACCUGAAAGUACGGUUCCCAAAUUUGCAAGAGGGUAUGAAGGGUCUGCUGAGCUCCGAAAUGGAAAAGGUGGUACGCGAGGAGAAGUUCCUGAAGGAAGAACCCGAACGACUGGAAUCCGCGUUAAGACGUUGCAAGAAACUCACCGGCACCCUCGUGACGCUCAAACGCUUGGCGUCGGUGCAAGAGCAGCGAUUACCAAACGCAGCGAGCGUAGAUGCCGAGGACACGCCGCCUAUAACACCGACGACGGCACAGCAAUCCAAGGCAACUGCCCCUGUGCCAGCGGAACGCACUGUCAUCGUGGGGGCAGCGAGCAUCCUCGGGGGAGGGGGCCACCCUCACGAGUCAUCCGCCGACCAUCAGCAGCGUCCGGAGAACGCACUCGACGCUCUGCUAGACGAGCUGCAGACCUUCUCCCGACCGGGCUCGCAGUUGGGCCACGUGUCAAGCAGCCUGUCGGUGCACCCGGGCUCGAACGUGCUCCUGGCCGACAUUGGCCGCUCCAGCCUCCGAGGAGACUCAACAAGCGUCAUAGUGACAGCCAGCAGCGGCGGUGGCGGCGGCGGCGGCGGCGGACGCGCGCCCAACAUCAGCGAUAUCGGACGGAAGGGCAGCGUGGAUUCCUCUAGCGGUACUCUGACCGCGCCUCCCACCAUCGGCCUGAUGGGUCUGCCCGGGAUGACGCCGGGCGGCACCCUGCGUCGUCUGCACUCGUACCCCUCGAGCUCGGACACCGACACAUCACCGCCCAUCGCCAGGCUGCAGGCGCUGUCGCUGGAUCAGCAGGCGCAGCAACAACAGCAGCAGCAGCAGCAAUCGCAGCCGGGCAUGCCGGUACCGUCGCAGAACUUCCUACCCGGGCAGAAGCCGCCGGUGCCGGAACGAAAUGCCGAACUGCUGCAGUUGGCGAGCACCAGGAGGGUACCGCCACCACCGCCGCCGCGUACCAGCUCCCGAUCGCCCCUGGCAAGCCCCACCAGCCCGCAGCUGCCACCCAGAAACCAUCCGUGCAACCUGCAGAGCGGCAACGCGACCUUGCGCCGACCCUCGCGCGGUAACAGUAACAACGGCCUCGUCGCCAAGGAGGGUAAGCCGCCGAUGGCCCUACCAACGAACGCCAUCCUGUCCACCGUGGACCAGAUCGCUGCGACUUCGCUGGCGCAGACCGCGCCGGGUGUCGCCCCGCCGCCGCACAACUCCUCGUCCUCGCAAUCCGCGGUGCUGUCGACCAGCAACUCCAGCUCCUGCGAGAGCGUCAACUCGCAGGAGGGCCUACAGAGCAAGCGCGGCCGGCAGGAGCAGCUGGAGCAACGGCACCAGGAGCUACUCAGGAAACAGAAAGCUUUGCAGGAACAGUACGCUAGGCUGCAACAGUUGCAGAGAAACGCGGCCGGUCUUACCACCGUACCGCCGGCGCCACCCGAUCUCCUGAAGAAGACCGGCUCCGAGAGCAACCUCUUGGCGAAGAUGGGUCUCGGCCUGAGCACGGCAACUUCCGGAUCUCUCACCAGCCUCAGCCUCAAACCCCAGGUCUUGCAGGACGCCACGAGCGACGGUAGUAAUCAGAUUGCCAAAAUCGAGAUCAUCAAUGGGCAAGCGAUCCCGACGACCGCCGCGGCAACGACCAACGGUCAAGUCUCCGGUAUCAUGUCCACGAUGGUGGUAUCGGGCCCGACGACCACCGGCUCGGCCACCACCGUCACCACUACAUCUACCACGACCACCAGCAAGGUCUACGAGACGGACAUUCUGUGACCGAGAAGCCGCUCGCUGAUCGGCUGCUCGACCGUCAAGGUCGCCACUGAGAUCGCGCUGGCGAGUUAACAUGGCGGCCGACGGGAUUGCGAGGCUAUUAUCGCGUGAUCCUCGGUCCUCGGAUGACGACAGUCCCCGGGCAGGUGAUCCGUCACAUAAGAGGAGCAAGAGGAAGGGGACGAGCGCACGGAAUGAACAGCCGAAGAAGAAGAAGAUUCGUGUUCGAGUUUGACAACAAGGAAUUGCUAGAAUUAAAAAGACCAAGUUGGCUGGUGGAGACAGGAAGGAGCGCGACUUGAAGAGUGGGAAGAGCGAAAACUGGAGGAAGGCUGCUUCCGAUAUCCUGAACGACAAGAGGGCACCGCCGUAUCAAGCGGGCGCUUGAAACGUCUCUUGAAAAGUAGAAUACAGCGUAGGGAUUCAGCGCGAAAGACGCGCGUAAUAAUACCACACUAAUCGCUAUGGUUAAUAUAAUAGUAUUAAUGAUUGGAAAAGAAUCACACGGCGCGAGGGAACCUUUUUGAUAGUGUCGACGUCCGAACUGAAAAAGAGAGGAAUUAGAAAAAGGAAAGCAGAAAUAGGAAACGCGACGUGUAUCUCGCAUCACGUAGCAUAUUCAAAGCGGAUAGGCGGGCUACAUCCCGAUUUUCGCGUCUUGCCCUCGGUCUCUCGAUCUUUACCCCAACUAAGACCAUGCCGAAUUCUCAAAGUCGACCUGAAUGCCUCGCACAAGUCCGUACGUCCGUACCCCUCGUGACGUCUGCGUGUGCCAAAUACGAGAACAGAGGAGGAAACACACUCGCGUACUUUUUUCUAAGAUAAUUAUACAUCCGUAAUAAUCCGGCUAUUCGUUCUUUCUUCAUUAUAGUAGGACGAGCGUAAGUUCUACGUAGGCGCGAUCAUCGUAUAUAAAUAUUAUACAUAUAUAUAUACAUACGUAUUAUAUAUAUAAAUAUAUACAUACACGCUACACAUGUACGCGCGGGCGGACGGGAGAUUUAUAUAAAUAUAUACACGUAAGUGGAGAUAGAUAGGUAGAGCUAAGUACAUAGUAUAUAAAAUUGUAUAUUUCAUGUGUACGAAAUAUACUGCGAGACGUACAUACGUAUUAAAUACACACUCGUGUGUGUCGUUAACGCCGCGCCAUAGACACCAUUGCGGUACGAUCCUUUUUUUGGACGACAAAAUUGCUCGUGUAGAAACGCGUUUUGUACACGACGACGAGGACGGUUCUAACGUGCACAGACGUGACUUUUAUCAGAAAGGUUUAAAACAAUUGUCUACCGUACGUGUAUAAAAUAUACACACAUCCAGCCGCAUUUACACGAAUAUAUAUACACAUAUAUACAUGUACACACACGCACAUAUAUGUAUAUAUAUAUUUGUAUAUAUAUAUUUACUAUAUACAAAUUGCGUAGCGAUAGGCGAUCAACGUGAUUAUUCUCGUUACUGGUAAGAAAUUUACAAAUGGCACUGUGGCGAGAAAUACACGAUCUAUUCAGGGGGUACGAAGGGACACGGUACAGCGGAGGUGAGAACCCAACACAAUACGAGAAGGUCGACAAAAGGAGGGUAAUAGGAUGAACAUCAAGAUAUAUUAGCGAUAAACUAGUCUAAUUACCAUAAAUCAAUCGGGAUCAUAGAAGAAUCAAGUGGUAUGAAAUAUUCUUGUAUCGGCAGUACAUGUAUAUCUGUAUAAUCUUCAAUUGACGUGAGAGAUACAUCGAAUUAAUUGGAAAGUUUGUCAUCUUUCUUUAGAUUAUAAUUCUACUUUCACUUCAAUAUGCAGGAUCGUUAAUUACAAAAUUGUUAGAAUUUAAUAUCUUCCUGUAGGAAUAAAAUCAGAGAAAGGAACAAAGGAAAACAAUCUGCAAUUUUUCAGACACAGGACUUCAUGUUUAAUUUUUGAAUUUUGUCGAAUAAAAAAAAAUAUAUGUAUAUUUUUUUUAAGUCCAUUUUUCUCAGAAAUCUAAUGCAAAGACUACGCACAGAAAAAUAUUUCUACUGUUAAGAAACGCGAUUACGCAAUUUACUUUUCUUCUUUCAAGUAACGGUUAGCAAAGUAUAUUUUCUUUAUAAUAAUAUUAAAAUAUACAUUAAAUUUUUAAAAAACCUAUUAUCAUGCGCUCAAAAAAAUAAUUUCUAUUCUCUUUCAAAGAGUAUCAAAUUUUAUUGAGGAAAAAUCAAAAUCAGACAUAAAGAUAAUACUUGGUUUACUAUAAAGAAUAUUUAUUUAAUUCAAGCAACUUAUAGUAUAUAUUUUUCUGUGUGUAGGUGAGUGAAAAAGAAAAUUAAUUAACCCGGAAUUAGCACUACUUUAGUGUAGAUAUAGCUGAUGCCAGUCCGAAAUAACGUGGCUGAUAAUGAUCGAGAGACACGGCAAGACGCGCGAGAAAGCCGGCGAAUUUUUCCGGCGGCCAAAGGUGUGCGUUAGGAAGGAUAUUGCUCAAUAUUUGCCAACCCGAACGCAACAGCUCCGCUACAUAUACAUCUUGUAACUAACGCCACGCAACGUGCAUCCUGCGUCAAAUUAUUUGGACGAUUUCGAUCAUUAGCUAAUUAUCACCCUGCGCCCUACCGCGUCACAGCCAGAUGAUCGUCAAAUCAUCGCGCUUCGUCAUCUCUCCAUUGUCGCGAUUACCGGAUGGAUCGAAUGUUUUGCGAACAAGGUGGCGAAUCCGCGUUUCGCGAUCAAUAGCUGUCGUUUUUAAUAUAUUUGCGACUAACAAUUGAGUUUGUAACGCGAUCAUAGAAAAAGAUCAAAGAAAAAAGGGCUAUCCUAAAGUGCUAUUCGUAUGUUUCGUACGUUAGCAUUACUUUAGAAAUGAAAAUUCAUCCACAAUAUUUAGAACAUCUUUUUACAAUUUUAAGAAAUUUUUUACUACUUUAUACAUGCAUUUUUUACUUUAUUUAUCCUACUUUAAGUAAGUUGUAAAGUGUUAGAAUAAUUAAACUAACACUGUUUUAAUGUAAAUAAAAUCUUGUUAAAUGUUAUUUUAAGCUAGCAAAAUUUUAAUAACAAAAAUUGUACUAAACUUGAUUUAGCAAUUGGGAGUGUUUAUCAUUAUCUAUAUAAAAUUAUCUAGAUAAUCAUCUAAAUAAAGAAAUAGCUUUAUCUUA